CACCUAAGCUCCAUAGUUACUGUUCUACACACAUAACACACAACACAGUAUUUGUACGGAUAUCUGCUUCUUUUUCCCUUCCAUGAACGCAGUUACCGAUAAGUUUCUAACAAUGUCGGUCGGUCUACUGUAUUUGUACAUUCAGACCUCUUUAUAAUAAUCCCAGUCUUUUUUUGUCAAACCCCAACCCCCUUAUUAGUAGCCGAAGUAAAGGCCAGAGAUCAAAGUCACUUGCCGUCCGUUCGCUCUCUGUUCAACAAAGGCCAUCGAUAUUCCCUUACUUCUUCCGUGGGUCCUCGCCAUUUGAAUCAAUUCUGAACGAACAGUAUCUCUAUCUGGCUUUGUUAUUAUUACAGUCUUAUCUGCACCCAGCCAUGGUUACAACUUGUUGAGGGAUCCACGUUACAACAAAGGGCUUGCCUUCACUGAGAAAGAAAGAGAUAUUCAUUACUUGCGAGGCCUUCUUCCGCCUGCGAUUAUACCCCAAGAGCUUCAGGAGAAAAGACUUAUGCAGAGUCUCCGGCAAUUUGAAGUCCCUUUGAAUAAAUAUAUUGCCCUGAUGGAAUUAGAGGAGAGAAAUGAAAGGUUGUUCUACAAGCUUCUUAUUAAUAAUGUGGAAGAGUUGCUUCCAAUUGUAUAUACUCCGACUGUUGGUGAGGCUUGCCAAAAAUAUGGAAGCAUUUUUAGGCGUCCCCAAGGUUUAUACCUCAGUUUGAAAGAAAAAGGAAGGAUACUUGAGGUAUUGAAAAAUUGGCCAGAAAGGAAAAUACAAGUCAUUGUUGUUACGGAUGGUGAACGAAUUCUGGGACUUGGAGACCUUGGCUGCCAGGGAAUGGGGAUACCAGUAGGGAAAUUGGCUUUAUAUACUGCACUUGGAGGAGUCAGACCUUCAGCGUGCUUGCCUAUAACCAUUGAUGUGGGAACAAAUAAUGAGCAACUACUGCAAGAUGAGUUCUACAUUGGGCUCAGACAAAAGAGAGCUACUGGGAAGGAAUAUUAUGACUUUCUUGAUGAGUUCAUGAAGGCUGUGAAGCAAAAUUACGGUGAAAAGGUUCUUGUACAGUAUGAAGAUUUUGCGAAUCACAAUGCUUUUGAACUGUUGGCAAAAUAUGGUACCAGACAUUUGGUAUUCAAUGAUGAUAUACAGGGGACAGCUGCUGUGGUGCUUGCGGGGCUCGUUGCAUCCCUAAAGCUGCUCGGAGGGUCCUUAGCUGAUCAUACAUUCUUGUUCUUCGGUGCUGGAGAAGCUGGAACUGGUAUAGCAGAACUCAUAGCACUUGCGAUUUCAAAGGAGACAAAUGCCACUGUGGAGGAAGCACGUAAAAAUAUCUGGCUUGUCGACUCAAAGGGUCUAAUUGUUAGUGCUCGAAAGGAAUCACUUCAAGCUCACAAAAAACCGUGGGCCCAUGAACACGAACAUGUUGACAAUCUUCUAGAUGCUGUUGAGGCCGUUAAGCCGACUGCUUUAAUCGGAACAUCUGGAGUUGGAAGAACAUUUACUAAGGAAGUGAUUGAGGCCAUGACUUCCAUAAAUAAGAGACCCCUCAUUAUGGCUCUCUCAAAUCCAACUGCACAAUCCGAAUGCACUGCUGAAGAAGCUUACACUUGGAGUGAGGGUCGAGCCAUUUUCGCAAGUGGAAGUCCAUUCCCUCCUGUAGAGUACAAUAACAAACUCCACAUUGCUACCCAGGCAAACAACUGUUACAUAUUCCCUGGAUUUGGUUUUGGCUUGGUCAUGUGCGGCGCUAUCCGUGUGCAUAAUGACAUGCUUUUAGCAGCUUCGGAAGCGUUGGCUGCUCAAGUAACUGAGGAGCACUAUGCGAAGGGGAUGAUUUAUCCUCCUUUUGGUAAUAUAAGAAAGAUCUCAGCUCAUAUUGCUGCUACUGUAGCUGCUAAAGCGUAUGAACUCGGUGUUGCAACACAUCUGCCCCAGCCUGCAGAUUUGGUGAAAUAUGCUGAGAGUUGCAUGUACACUCCUAAUUACCGAUGUUAUCGCUGAUUAAAUGACCUGAUCAGAUGCUGUAAGUUUUGUAUGUAAAUAACUUUAUAAUUUGAAGGAUGCUCUUCUGUAAAUUUGCACUCCAUACAUGUAAUGGCAGAACAUCUUUUGUACUAUAGUUGAAUAAAAUGGAUCUUUAGUCUU
This is a messenger RNA of Lycium barbarum (goji berry), 2143 nucleotides long. RefSeq names its product NADP-dependent malic enzyme. The record is from RefSeq and is a predicted model, not a curated record. Gene Ontology annotation, molecular function: malate dehydrogenase (decarboxylating) (NADP+) activity; NAD binding; malate dehydrogenase (decarboxylating) (NAD+) activity. Gene Ontology annotation, cellular component: chloroplast. The coding region runs from base 509 to 1999 and encodes 496 amino acids. Gene Ontology annotation, biological process: pyruvate metabolic process; malate metabolic process. The transcript is spliced from 19 exons. Lineage: Eukaryota; Viridiplantae; Streptophyta; Magnoliopsida; Solanales; Solanaceae.